AUCCUUUAUCGUGGCAACAAGUGUCCUUGAAAGAUGUGCGUAAACAACUCUUGUAUGCUCAUAGUUUUCGGUUUUGUUAUCAUACUGAUUGGAAUUGCUGUUCCUGGCCUUGGCCAAAAUGAGACCAGACAGCAGACGGCCGUUCCGAGCGAGGACUGUGGCAGCACGCAGAGAAUGGUGGAUGAGUGCUUCAAGGAUUUGCCGCCUCAUCUCAUGGAGUUCCUGCAGAACACCAAAAUCGUCAUAAACAAAAGGGACAUCACGACAAAGUGCAACAUUUUCAACCGCGGCAUGCGCUGCUUUGAUGCCUACUCGAAGCGGUGCCUGAACGACCGGAAGCUGGAAACCUUUAAGAACAAUGUGGAAGGGGCCCGACGAUUUUUCUAUAAAUUUUGCGGUGAUGUGGAUUUUCAGAGAGAUUACCUGAGGCACAAGGACUGCUUCGCCUACAUCCAAUUGGACUGGGUCAGCUGCACAUCCGAAUUCGAGAGCAUCCUCAGUGAGGAGGUACACGAUGGGACGCGAAAUGCCAGUGAAAAAUUCAUGGAAUUCUGUUGUGCCCGGUACGCCUACGAGAACUGCAUCUACAAUAGCGCGAGGUACAAGUGCUACAAGAACUCGGCGGAGUUUGCACGGGAGACGGCCAAAAUGUUGUCCGACGAGAAGCACUUCAGGAACUGCGCCAUACUCGAGAAUAUCUGCGGACAAGCCUCCCGGCUGGCCCGCCAAUGGCUCGGCACUCAGCUGACCCUCCUCCUCAUUCUCUUUGUGGUGCGACUCCUGCCGUAAAUCAAAGUUCAACACGAAUGAGUGAGUGGGUGUGAGUGUGCUGUGCUGUGAGUCUAUCUAUGGGUUAUUGGGUGUGGAUGCGUGGAUAUGGAUGUGGUCUGGAGAUGGUGGUUUGAGAUUGGCUUUUAAUUUUUGGGUUGUCCUUCGGUUGUCCAAAUGAAAAUGCCAAGCAUUUUUGUUCUCCCUUCCUUUCUCUCUCUCUCUCUCUAUCUCUCUUACUGUUUCCAUGUGUCCCUUGAUGGUGUCAUGUGGUGUAUUUUUGGAU
This is a messenger RNA of Drosophila persimilis, 1054 nucleotides long. RefSeq lists its product as uncharacterized. The record is from RefSeq and is a predicted model, not a curated record. The transcript is spliced from 4 exons. Lineage: Eukaryota; Metazoa; Arthropoda; Insecta; Diptera; Drosophilidae. Bases 34 to 789 code for a protein of 251 amino acids.